Messenger RNA from Cavenderia fasciculata, 1806 nucleotides. RefSeq lists its product as uncharacterized. Lineage: Eukaryota; Evosea; Eumycetozoa; Acytosteliales; Cavenderiaceae. Bases 1 to 1806 code for a protein of 601 amino acids. The record is from RefSeq and is a predicted model, not a curated record. The transcript is spliced from 5 exons.
AUGAUUACUACAAGAUAUCAACUAUUACUUGUACUUGUAUUUACUUUUGCACUUGUACAUGUAUCAUACUCUCAAGAGUGUAGAUUCUCAAAACUAUACACACAACAAAGUUUAUUAGAUGAUGCUCAAGAUAGAGUAGACUUUUUAAACAAUGUAUUACAUUGGGAAGGAAAUUUUUGUAAAGAUGGAGCUGGUUUAAAUGCUUUAACUGGUUAUACAUAUGAUGGAAGAACGAUAGAUUAUACGACUGGACAACUUACAAGUCCGUUACACAACUUUAGUGCACCGUCAAAAGAGAGUAUUCACUUGGGUAUGGCAGCAUUGGCAGUGAUGGGUAUCAAUUCAUAUGGUAACAAUCCAUUGGAUUUCUUCCAUGUUCAAGUGAAUCAGAGUGAACAGGAAAAGACAUUGUUCCCAGAAUCGUUGCUCGGUGCCAAUACUACCAACCUCUUUACCAUCCUCUACAGAAAGAUACAGACCUAUGAAACAUUCAAUGCGCAGUACCCCGGUUACGGAGGGUUCUUCCCAUGGGUGACUGUCAGUGACGCGGGUAUCUGGCCCAUCGAAGGGUAUUGGAGCGAACGUGUACCAGGUCUCGACAAUGGUGAGAUGAUUUGGGGUAUGAUGGGUCUGAUCAGUGCACUCAAUCAUACCGCCGCAGGAUCAUCGUAUCCAGCAGCCUACCAGCUACUCGCCACUAGAUACCAGGCCUACAUGAACCUGUUAAAGGCAAAUGCCAAGGCUGUAUUUUAUAACGAGCCAGGGUACAUCUCGGCCGUCGUACAUAUUGGCAACACAUCGGCACAACCAACCACCGACAACUACAAGAAUGACUGUGACUGUUAUUUAGACGACCCAUAUGAAGGUGAGUUACUCACUGUGUUUAUGGAUCUGUACAGUCAAUGGGACAGUAUUUCAGAACGUGACCAACUUUGGAUCAACAAGCGUAACCUUCUUCAAAACGCAACUUUCUCAACUCCAAGUGGAGAUAUUACAGUGCAACGUGGAUGGUGGUUUAGCUCACACGAGCAAUGGAAAUACUUGAUGCUGCCAUACCUCGACGUUCCAAUUAACCGAAUGGUCUUUGAAAAUGGAGAGAGGGCACGUACUUGGUUCUCGCAUCUCAAACAAUACCCAGGCAUGUUUGCAUCGGUCAACAACGUCACCAAGUUCCCAUCACUCUAUCCCAACUACAUGUCGGCUGCCGGCAUCCAAGAAAUAUCUUUUGAAUCGAUCGAAUGCAACGAUGUCGUCACUCCAUACGGUUCAUUCCCUUUGUUUUUAGUAGAAGAUUUGGAACUCGUCGGUGGUAUUGCCUGGUACUAUAACAUGAUCAGCGGACCUGCCAUGCAAAAUCAAUAUGGUUCAACUGAGAGCAUAAGUAAUCAAGGUGAUGAAAUUGCUCCAAUCUUAACUUGGGAUUCUAAAAUUACCACAGUUCUUGCAAUGAUGGGAGGUUUAAGUAAUUUAAAUCGUCAAGUUAUGAGUGCCGAUGGUACAUUGGUUAGAUUCCUUCAGGUUAUUCAACGUGAAUGGUCACUUAAAUUCCCUGAACCUCUCCAAGGUACUGACUUGCCAUUCAUGUAUCCAUCUACCCAAAUUCCACAUAUCCUUAAUGAUUUUACAACUUCAAAUCAAUCAAUCACAAAUAAUAAUCGUAGUAAAUCACACAACAACAUUAUAAUCGAUUAUCUAUCUAUCUCCUAUUUCCUUUUUCCUUUUUUCCACUUCACUUCACUUGGUUCUUUUUCACCAUUCAUUCAAAGAUUGAUUCAAUUCACAACAAGAGCCAUUCAUCCAAUCUAG